Molecule: messenger RNA, 1440 nt
Organism: Lotus japonicus
Lineage: Eukaryota; Viridiplantae; Streptophyta; Magnoliopsida; Fabales; Fabaceae
Product: pentatricopeptide repeat-containing protein At1g62930, chloroplastic-like
Exons: 1
Molecular function (GO): protein binding
Source: RefSeq, a predicted model, not a curated record
CUUGAACACCUUGAUCAAUUGAUCAAUUGUUACUGCCACUUGGGUCGAAUCAGCUCUGCAUUCUCUGUAUUAGGCAAAAUUCUCAAGAGGGGUUAUCACCCAUGUUCCAUAACCUUCACUACACUCAUCAAAAGUCUAUGUCUUAAUGGCGAGGUUCCGAAAGCAUUGAAGUUUCAUGAUCAUGUUGUAGCUAAGGGGUUUCAGUUAGCCCCUGUUGGAUAUGGGACCUUGAUCAAUGUGUUAUGUAAAGUGGGAGAAACAAAGGCUGCCAUGCAGUUUCUGAGACUAGUUGAAGGGAACCCUGAUGUGCUAAUGUAUAGUAAAAUCAUUGAUAGCCUCUGCAAAGAUAAACUUGUGACUGAUGCAUUUGAUUUAUAUCACGAAAUGAUUGUCAAGGGAAUUUCUCCUAAUGUUGUCACUUACCAUGCUCUAAUCCGCGGCUUGUGUGUCGCGGGGAAAUGGAAGAAAGCUGUUGGUUUGUUCAAGGAAAUGGAAUUGAAAAACAACAUCAAACCAGAUGUUUCUACCUUUAAUAUAUUGGUUGAUGCUUUAUGUAAGAAAGGAAAGGUGAAACAAGCUAAGAAUGUGUUAGCUGUGAUGAUAAGAAAACAAGGUGUGGAGCCGGACUUGGAUACUUAUAGUACCUUGUUGGAUGGGUAUUGUCUAACUAAGGACAUGUACAAGGCCAAAUAUGUAUUCAACGCUAUGGAGCGAGGGGGAGUGACUCCUAAUGUUGAUAGCUACAGUAUUAUGAUUAAUGGGUUCUGUAAGGUUAAAUUGGUGGAUGAAGCCCUGGCCCUCUUCGAAGAAAUGCAUCACAAAGAGCUUAUUCCUAAUACGGUAAUAUAUAAUUCUCUUAUUGAUGGUUUGUGCAAGGCCAGACGAAUCUCCUGUGCUGUUGAGCUUGUUGAUGUGAUGCAUGAUACAGGUCACCCAGCUGAUUUAAUCACCACCAAUUCCUUAUUCAAUGGUUUAUGCAAAAACCAUCUUCUUGACAAGGCAACUGCAUUGUUCAUGAAAAUUAAAGAUCACAUAAUUCAGCCAAAUAUACACACCUACACAGUGAUAAUUGAUGGACUAUGCAAAGUUGGAAGGCUUAAGAAUGCACAAGAGAUUUUUCAGGUUCUUCUGAGUGAAGGCUACAAUUUAAAUGCCAUGAUGUAUACUGUUAUGAUCAAUGGGUAUUGUAAAGAAGGUUUACUAGAUGAGGCUCAGGCCUUGCUGUCAAAAAUGGAAGACAAUGGUUGCAUUCCUAAUGCUGUGAAUUUUCAAUCAAUAAUUUGUGCUCUCUUUCAAAAAAAUGAGAAUGAGAAGGCAGAGAGACUUGUUCGUGAAAUGAUUGCUAGAGAUCUAUUUUAAGAAUGAAAGAAUACAUUGAAGUCUUUUUCUUCUGUUCACUGUUAGAUCUUGUAUUGACUAAUGAAAGUCUUUCCCUCUCCU